Messenger RNA from Durusdinium trenchii, 345 nucleotides. The record is from the annotation of a GenBank genome assembly. NCBI's taxonomy places the organism in Eukaryota, Dinophyceae, Suessiales, Symbiodiniaceae.
AUGGUAGCGGACCAACGAAGUGUCCGUACGGCUGGUGGUGCAUCAACGCAGGUUGGUCAUGCUGUGGAGCGCAUGGACCAGGCUUGGCCGGAAGUCAUUCCCUGCCAGAGAGGCGUAGUCUGGAGGAUUCAGUGGCUUACCGCCGGUUUCCCACAGAGAAGCCUCCAGCUCAUGUUUUCACGCUCUGAAACGACUUGGUUUGAGCUGAAUGAUCGGUGCUGCGACUCGGAUUUGGACACUAACAGCUGUACAGAGUGUUUGAGACGGCAGCAGAAAAGAGGUCAUGCUCAAAGCUACCAUUUUUCCUUUGAGUCCACACCUGGCUUGGACGCAAGUCGCUCUUGA